Messenger RNA from Daucus carota subsp. sativus, 1110 nucleotides. RefSeq lists its product as uncharacterized. The transcript has 2 exons. NCBI's taxonomy places the organism in Eukaryota, Viridiplantae, Streptophyta, Magnoliopsida, Apiales, Apiaceae. Bases 184 to 819 code for a protein of 211 amino acids. The record is from RefSeq and is a predicted model, not a curated record.
CGCACAAAAUUAAGAAGAGUGGGACGGCUUUGCAGCUCAGCCCUUUGUUUGAUUUAUUCUGCAAAAUUAGUACAACAAAUUAUAGCAACCCUAAUUUCUUUUCCUUCAUGUUUUUGGAAAGUGUUUUAUUUUUAACAAUCAUUAGUUAAGGAAUAAAUAAAUAAAUAGAGUAAAUGAAAGAAAAUGGCAACAUUUGAAAAUCAGGAGGGAGAAGACGAUGAUGAAGAAGAAAAGCAAGUAACUGAAAUACCCCUUGUACCCCAAAGCUUAAUCAAAUCAAACCCCUCAACUCCUGAUCAUAAUCAUAAUUAUAAUCUUAACCUUGAUCUUAAUCUUAAUUACGUUCCUCCGGGUGAGCCUGGCAGCUCCAGCGCAAUGAUUAACAUUUUCCCUCCGGUUAAUCACGAGAAUCUGCGUCCAGAAUCUCCUGAUCAGGCGCAGACUGAUCAGGAUUCCGAGGUGUCUCCGUCGUUUAGAGCUGAAUUGGCUGCAGAUGAAAUACCGAAUACCUGGAGGGAUUUUGGGUUUAAUUAUUUGCGGUGUAAGGUUUAUUGCCUUGUUUCGGGUUGGCGUAUCCACUCUACGGGCUUUUGCUCUCGGGCGCUGACUGUCGGCGCGGCUGCAAUGCUGGCAUUGUGGUAUUUUAGGGUGCAGAAGCAGCGGAGAAGGCGGAUGGUCAUGGUUAAAGAGAGUAGGGAUCAAUUGAUUCGUGUGAUCAAGGAGAAAGAUGAGAAGAUAAGCACAUUGUUACGGCAAGUUGCCCAGAUGAAUGAGAUUUUGCUGGGGUUAUACACCACCAAAGGACGGCCAUCAACAUAAGCAUUGCAGGAUUCUGUUAUUCAGCUGUUGGGGUACGCGAUUCGCUUGUGUUUGAGCAUGUAUUAAUUUUGUGCAUAAUUUAUAUAUUUGCUAAAUCGCAACAAGAAGGUGAAUGCAAUGUGUCUGCUUUGUUGAUUAAUUCUUUUGUAAUGCACAACUACUUGUUAGCUCAACAUUUUGCUCCAUUUCUCUGUAUAUUAGGACCCCCAAUUCCGGGGGAAGUUUCAAAGAUCACAAUCUUGCUAUUACUAAUUCUCGACCUUUCAGUUGUUCCUAAAACCCCGUAUGAUU